This is a messenger RNA of Cetraspora pellucida, 155 nucleotides long. Lineage: Eukaryota; Fungi; Glomeromycota; Glomeromycetes; Diversisporales; Gigasporaceae. The record is from the annotation of a GenBank genome assembly.
AAAUUAAUAAUAUACACCUGCGUUCUGCUCUUGACGAUAGUUAUGAACCAGUGUCUCACCGUCUCACUCGGAGAUUUUAUAUUACCUUACUAGAUGCUGUCAAUAUAAUUGCACAUUGCACAUGGGAAUGGUGGGAAUCUUCGUAUAGGCACUAG